Messenger RNA from Musa acuminata AAA Group (dessert banana), 3483 nucleotides. Its product is annotated as protein unc-13 homolog. The record is from RefSeq and is a predicted model, not a curated record. Lineage: Eukaryota; Viridiplantae; Streptophyta; Magnoliopsida; Zingiberales; Musaceae. Bases 167 to 3280 code for a protein of 1037 amino acids. The transcript has 5 exons.
GCUCUUCCUCUCUCCUCACCUCGAACGUUCAAUUCUCGUGCUCUUCCAGCCAACCCAAACGCCCUAGCAGAGGCGAGAGAAGAGAAAGGAAACGGGAAGGGGGUGGCCACCCCCCUUCCCGUCGCCACCCCUCGGCCUAGCCACCCGCCACCGACGCAGCCGCUGAAUGGGCCGUCGCCGCCCCUCCGUGGUCUCCUUCAUCGGCGACGCCGAGGAGGACGGCGCCGAGCUGGAAUGGCCCUUCGGCCGGCUCAAGGACCUCAGCCGCGAUGAGCUCCGUGCUACUGCCUACGAGAUCUUCUUCGCCGCCAGCCGGUCCACCCCCGGCUUCGGCGGUCGCGCUACCCCCUCCCACCACGCAUCCGACGCCUCCUCCAGCGCCGCGGCUACGGACGCCGCUGGGAGGCUCCUUUACUCCCCCGGCGGCCUCGGCGGCUUCGGUGGGGGGGCCAACAUGGCGGUGACCAGCCGGAUAAAGAGAUCCCUGGGGCUGAGGACGAGGAGGGCAGCGUACAUGCGCCCGAUGACCCAUUUAGGAUCGCCGGCCAUGUCGCCGGGCAUCACGCUAGGUGGCGGUGGCUCCUCGUCGGGUAAGGUGAAGCAGCGGCCUAUGACGUCGGCAGAAAUCAUGCGGCAGCAGAUGGGCGUCUCGGAGCAGAGAGACAACCGCCUCAGGAAGACCCUCGUGCGCACCCUCGUCGGUCAGGCGGGUAAAAGAACGGAAGCAAUUAUCCUCCCUCUGGAGCUCCUCCGCCACUUGAAACCAUCCGACUUCAGCGACCCCCAACAGUACCAUCAAUGGCAGCAGCGGCAGCUAAGGAUUCUGGAGGCAGGGCUUCUCUUGCACCCCUCGGUACCCCUGGACCGCACCAACUCCGCCGCCCAUCGCUUCAGCGAGAUCAUGCAAGGGAGCGAGUUCAAGCCCAUCGACACGGGCAAGAACUCGGAAACGAUACGCAACCUCUGCAACUGCGUCAUGGCCCUGGCAUGGCGCACCCAGAACGGGGCGCCCGUGGAAGUGUGCCACUGGGCUGACGGCUUCCCUCUCAACGUUUACCUCUACCUCGCCUUGCUUCGUUCCAUCUUCGAUAUCCGGGACGAGACCGUGGUGCUGGAUGAGGUCGACGAGCUGGUGGAGCUGAUGAAGAAGACAUGGAGCACAUUUGGGAUCAAUAGGAUGACCCACAACGUGUUAUUCACUUGGGCCCUCUUCGAGCAGUACGUUGCGACGGGGCAAGUGGAGCCUGACCUGAUCGCUGCGACGCUCAUGAUGCUCAUCGAGGUGGCCAAUGAUGCGAAAAGGCCCGAUAGGGAGCCUGGAUACGUUAGGGUGUUAUCGGCUGCGCUGGCGGCGAUGCAGGGGUGGGCGGAGAAGCGAUUGCUCGAGUAUCACGAUUGGUUCGACAAAGGCACCAUUGCAUCGAUGGAGAACGUGCUACGUUUGGCGCUUUCCACCGCCAAGAUUAUUAGCGAAGAUGCUUCAAGCUGUGGAGGUGCUGCGGUGUUCGCCGAGCGAGAGAUGCUGUUUUCGAGCAAAUUCUCGUCGGUGAACCGUGUCGAACAGUAUAUAAGGUCUUCCCUGAAGAGUGCUUUCACCAAGGUAUUUGAAAACGGGAACGGGAAGAUCGAUAGCAUGGUGGUGGAGGUAGACGAGGACCCCAACGACACAUUGGUUCAUCUUGCCAAAGAGACAGAGAGGAUAGCCCGGUUUGAGAAAGAGACCUAUAGCCAAACACUGAAGAGGUGGCACCCUGCUCCGACCGCCGUCGCAGUGGUAACGCUUCACAACUGUUUCGGCGUCGUGCUGAAGCAGCACCUUGCGAGGGGUUCAGGCCUGACGAAUGAGCUGGUCAGAGUCUUGCACACUGCAGGGAAGCUGGAGAGGAAGUUGGUUCAAAUGGGCAUGGAGGAUUCCGCCGACGCCGACGAUGGUGGAAAGGGGAUCAUGAGGGAGAUAAGCCCCUACGAGGUGGAUUCUGUUAUCUUGAACCUCAUGAAGAAUUGGAUAGAUGAUCGGCUGAGGAUGGCCACGGAGUGCGUCAGCAGAGCUAAAGAGACCGAGAGUUGGAACCCGAAGUCCAAGUCGGAUCCAUAUGCACAAUCUGCAAUGGAACUGAUGAAGUUGGCCAAGGUGACAGUCGAUGAGUUCUUCGAGAUCCAAGUGGGAGGAAGGGACGAACUGGUACAGAACCUGGCAGAUGGAUUGGAUUCUCUGUUUCAGGACUACAUUUCCUUUGUUGCGUCAUGUGGUUCGAAACAGAGCUACAUUCCAGCGCUGCCGCAACUAACGAGGUGCAACCAGGACUCCCGGGUCCUCCAACUGUGGAAGAAGGCGUCAACCCCAUGCAAAGCGGGCAUCGAUCCCAGCCUCCUCCGCGCGCCGUGCAGAGCAGGCAUCGACCGCAGCCUCCGUCCGUUGCGCAGGCCCGGCACAGCUGGUGACGGCAUGCACCAACCGCGCCCCACCGCCAGCCGCGGCACUCAGCGGCUCUACGUGCGCCUCAACACUCUGCAUUACCUCCUCGGCCUCCUACACACCAUCGACAAGUCCCUCUCCUUCUUCUCCCGCCCGGGUCCCUCGCCUUCUCCUCACACUCCCCUUCGGUCGCGGCGGCGUGCCGUUUUCCCCACCCACUUCGAUCUCGCACGCUCCUCCAUCCACUCCACCAUCCUCCACGUCGCCGAGGUCGCCGCCUACCGUCUUAUCUUCCUCGACUCGUCCCAGUCCUUCUACGACUCCUUGUACGUCGGCAGCGUGGCCGAAGCUCGCAUCCGACCCACCCUACGAGCGCUAAAGCAGAACCUUUCCCUCCUCGUCUCGGUGCUCACGGACCGGGCGCAGCCGCUGGCGGUGAAGGAGAUAAUGAAGGCGUCGUUCGAGGCCUUCCUGAUGGUGCUGCUGGCUGGGGGAAGCGGGCGGGCCUUCGCGAGGGCGGACUACGACAUGGUGGCGGAGGACCUGGCGAGCCUGAAGCGGAUAUUCUGCACGAGCGGGGAGGGGUUGGUGGCGGAGGAGGUGGUGCAGAAGGAGGCGGCGGCGAUGGAGGGGGUGGCAAGGCUGAUGAGCGUACCCACCGAGAAGCUGGUGGAGGAGUUCAGCGUGAUGGCGUGCGAAGCCAGCGGGCUGGGAAGGUCGCUGGAGACAGUGCCGAUGCCUCCGACGACCGGGAAGUGGCACCGGUCCGAUCCCAACACGGUGCUCCGGGUGCUGAGCCACCGGAACGACGACGUCGCGAACCGGUUCUUGAAGAGGGCUUAUGAUUUGCCCAAGAGGAGGUGAAGGUAGAGCACGUGUAAGUAGAGACAGAAAUAUAGAGGGGAGAAUGACGACGGUAUUUUUAUUUUUUUAACUUUUGUAUUAUUAUAUUGAUAUCGUUUUCUUUGUCUUCUUUUUCUUGCUUUAGUAGUAUUUGUGUAUAAUAUACCUUUAUAUAAAUAAGGUAGAAUAUAUGGAAUAAUUGGCAAAGAUAAUUUUAAUUAAAA